Molecule: messenger RNA, 1697 nt
Organism: Drosophila innubila
Lineage: Eukaryota; Metazoa; Arthropoda; Insecta; Diptera; Drosophilidae
Product: probable G-protein coupled receptor Mth-like 11
Exons: 7
Coding region: 183-1373 (396 amino acids)
Biological process (GO): G protein-coupled receptor signaling pathway; cell surface receptor signaling pathway
Cellular component (GO): membrane
Molecular function (GO): G protein-coupled receptor activity
Source: RefSeq, a predicted model, not a curated record
UAGGUAGCAAACGUUUUGAAAACGGAUCUUAUUUAUACAAACAAGUAUUGAUACCGAAUGACAAAAUUGGAGCUUACGAUUAUCGGAUAACGCUCUACGGAUCUGUUGAACACGUUCCCAGCUACCCGAGAGGAUGCCUCUGUCAGGUGAAGUCCUGUGUGCUAUUUUGUUGUGAGCCAGACAUGAUGGUCCAAAACUAUGACGUGAAUAUAACUCUUGAUAAUGGUACAGAGGUGCAGGUUCGUGAGGUAAAUGAAUUUGUACUGCAAGCAAAGUUCGAAAUAUCGUGUGACCUACUUGCGAAAAAUAACACUGAUGAAAAGGGUCAAGGUGAUUGGAAGCUUUUUGAGAACGGGACACUGCUCAGUCAGAGCGAUAGGGCCGAAUUACAAAAAAAGGAUUAUUGCCUGAUACCACAAAAGAUUUUAAGAGUAUAUUACGAGCUGCUGCCCACAAGUCUUCAACAAGAAAUACAAACAAAAACAAAUCUUGACCUAGUUAGUGGCAUUAAAGUUGUGUCAGUGUUUUGUAUGGCUAUUACCAUUGCUGUCUAUCUAUACUUGCCGCAAUUUCAUACAAUAUUCAGCAAGUGCUGUCUAUGUUACUUUAUUAGCCUUACUAUCAGCUUCCUGUUACUGUGGGCUGAAUCACUAUAUCGAGACGUAAAGCCUAACCGCAUAGUUUGCUAUAUGAUAGGUUACUGUGGAUAUUACAUUGUUAUGUCCGUAUUCAUGUGGCUCUUAGUUAUCAACUAUAAUUUGUGGAAAACAUUUACAAAUUAUGGUAUUAUGUACAAGACUAGUAUGCAACGAUAUCAUAUCUUUGUCUGGAGUGCUGCAGCGGUAUUGCUUGCGAUCACAGGAUCAGUUGAAUAUAUGUUCCUAGUCAUGGAUUAUGAUAAAGAGUGUUCAUGGCAACCGGGCGUAAGUCUGUAUUACUGCUGGAUCAAUACAUCAGAAAAUUGGUCGGCAAUGAUCUACUAUUAUGGCCCAAUAUUAGUUGUAGUGCUUAUCAACGUAGCGCUCUCUAUAAUGUCAGCAAGGCACAUAUACGUGGAGAGCAAAAGAAACAAAAUAGACUUGAACAGUUCCGAGAUUCAAGAGAAUUUAACAAAUCAAGCAAAAUUCGGCAUGUUUUUCCGGUUGUUUGCUAUUGCCGGCGUAAUCUGGCUGCUUGACAUACUUUCUUAUCUGCUUGAAAUCAAUAUUAGUGGCAUAACAUUUAUUUUUGAUAUAAUUACAUCGGCCCAGGGCAUUUUACUAUUUUUCUUAACAAUCUGGAAAAAGGACGUUUUAAAGUCUCUAUAUGAACGAAUGGAAGCAAAAGGCAAUAAACCAAGUAAACAGAUGCUAACGUCAACCACUCAAGCAUAAUGGAACAAACAUAAUUAUUGAAUUCUUUACUUACUUAGUUUUUUAUUUGAGCUUAAUCAGCCAUUAGUGUUUAAAAUGUAUUUGGAAAUUUAUUGAUCAUAUUUUUGUACAAUACCAAUUUAUUAUAGGCAUGAUCCAAUCGAUUCGGCUGUUGGUCCCGAUCGAAAAUAUAUUUACUUUUUACGGUUUGUCACGCAUUCUUCAGCAUAUCACAUACCUGUGCACAAUGUCAGUAUACAAAUUCACUCGAACACGGUUAUAAAAUAUAUAUAUUUUUUAAAUAUAUUUAAUAUAUAAACUGAAUUGUUGUUCAGUUGUCAUGAA